AUGAGUAUUCAAGUGGAAACCCGCCCAGAACCCGUCACCUUGAAAUGGGACGGGGACGAGAGUCUCAACGGAAAUGAGGUUCCGCCGUCGGACUGGGCGCCCAAGAUUCACCCACGGGCCGAAGAGGUCGCCAGAGAGGUCGAUGGCUAUUUCCUUGAGCACUGGAACUUCACUGACGACCGUGCCCGGUCUACCUUUCUCAAGGCGGGCUUCUCUCGUGUGACGUGCUUGUACUUUCCCCUGGCCAAGGACGAACGGAUUCAUUUUGCCUGCCGCCUACUUACGGUCUUGUUCCUCAUCGACGACAUUCUCGAGGACAUGUCCUUCUCCGAUGGCGAGAAGCUCAACAACAGGCUGAUAGAGCUGUCCAAGGGCCCCGAAUAUGCUACCCCAGACAGAUCCAUACCGGCCGAGUUUGUCAUCUAUGACCUGUGGGAGAGCAUGCGGGCACACGACUUGGAGCUGGCCAACGAGGUGCUGGAGCCAACCUUUGUCUUCAUGCGCUCGCAGACCGACAAGGUCCGGCUGACCAUCAAGGAGCUGGGCGAGUAUCUGCGGUACCGUGAAAAGGACGUCGGCAAAGCGCUACUGUCUGCCCUCAUGCGCUUCUCGAUGGACCUACGCCCUACGCCGGCUGAGCUUGCGAUGCUGCGGGAUCCCGAGGAGAAUUGCGCCAAGCAUCUCUCCAUCGUGAAUGAUAUUUACAGCUUUGAGAAAGAGGUGCUGGCAUCGAAGACGGGCCAUGCCGAGGGGUCAUUUUUGUGCUCGGCCGUCAAAGUCCUGGCCACCGAGACUGGCUUGGACGUAUCCGCCACCAAGCGCGUCCUGUGGUCCAUGGUGCGUGAAUGGGAGCUGGUUCAUAACGCCCUGCAGGACAGACUGCUCAACGCCGAUGGCAGGUGCAGCCCUACCAUCCGAGAAUAUAUGCGUGGCCUCCAAUUCCAGAUGAGCGGCAAUGAGCUUUGGAGCCGCACAACUCCCCGUUACAUGGAGCCGGUGGCCCCUGGUCUUGUGUUGGGAAAGUAG
This is a messenger RNA of Cryphonectria parasitica EP155, 1026 nucleotides long. Its product is annotated as Aristolochene synthase from penicillium Roqueforti. The record is from RefSeq and is a predicted model, not a curated record. The transcript has 6 exons. NCBI's taxonomy places the organism in Eukaryota, Fungi, Ascomycota, Sordariomycetes, Diaporthales, Cryphonectriaceae. Bases 1 to 1026 code for a protein of 341 amino acids.